Pteronotus mesoamericanus is the source of this 2033-nucleotide messenger RNA. RefSeq names its product outer dynein arm docking complex subunit 3 (gene ODAD3). Gene Ontology annotation, biological process: cilium movement; outer dynein arm assembly. Lineage: Eukaryota; Metazoa; Chordata; Mammalia; Chiroptera; Mormoopidae. The transcript has 13 exons. Gene Ontology annotation, cellular component: ciliary rootlet; cilium; ciliary tip. Bases 80 to 1939 code for a protein of 619 amino acids. The record is from RefSeq and is a predicted model, not a curated record.
UCCCAGAUUCAGAGAAACCCGAACUGACGGAUCUGGGACUGGGGCGAUCCCUAGUCGUCCAUUUGGCCCCAGCCCAGUCAUGACGUCUCCUCUGUGCAGGGCGGCCUCCGCCAACGCUGUACCUUCUCAGGACCAGCUUUCGACCUCUUCCAAAGCCAGGGGCAGUCAAACUCAGGCCAAACACCACCUCUCUUUGGCCAAGAAUGCGGCACAGGCCUGGUCCCCGCUCUAUUCCAAGAAGAGACCCGCCCAUGCCAACGUGGGGAAGUCCUCUGUGCACACGCAGGUGGCUGAAUUACAAAGGAAGAUACAACUAUUAGAGGGUGACCGGAAGACCUUUUAUGAGAGUACCCAGUGGAACAUCAAGAAGAAUCAGGAAACCAUCAACCAGCUACAGGAGGAGACCAGGGUGCUGCAGCUUCAGCUGACGGACCUGCUCCAGGGAGAUGAGAAAGUGGUCCAGGCAUUGAUUUGGGAAUGGAAGUCAGAGAAGCCAUACCUGAAGAACCGGACAGGCCAGCAGGCCCUGGAGCACCUGGACCACCAGCUGAGUGAGAAAGUGAAGCAGCUAAAUGCUCUGCGGCACCAGGUGGUGUUGCGGCAGAAGUGGCUGGAGGAGCUCCGGCUACAGCACAGUCUGCGUGAGCUGGAGAUGACAGAGGCGCAAGAUGGCAACACCGAGGUGGCUAAGACCUUGCGGAACCUGGAGAACCGUCUGGAGAAGGCCCGGAUGAAGGCAGAGGAGGCAGAACACAUCACCAGUGUGUACCUGCAACUCAAGGCCUACCUACAGGAAGAGAGCCUUCAUUUAGCGAACCGUCUGGACUCCAUGGAGGCUGAGGUGGUGAAGACCAAACAUGAGCUGGAGGAACUGCAUGUGGUGAACCAGGAGGCACUCAAUGCCCGAGACAUUGCCAAGAAUCAGUUGCAAUAUCUGGAGGAGACCGUGUUCCAAGAGCGCAAGAAGCGUGAGCACUACGUAAGUGAGUGCAAGAAACAGGCAGAGGAAAGGAAACUGCAGAAUGAACGCAUGGAGCGCAAGACCCAGCGAGAACACUUACUGCUGCAGUCUGAGGAUAUUAUCCAGGACAGCCAGCGGGCCAAGGAGCAGGAGCUGCAGCUGCGCUGGAACAUGUACCAGAUGGAGGUGCUCUUCGGCAAGGUCAAGGAUGCCACGGGGGUGGCCGAAACACACGCGGUGGUGCGGCGGUUCCUGGCGCAGGGCGACACCUUCACACAGCUGGAAACGCUCAAGAGCGAGAACAAGCAGAUGCUGCUGAGGCUGAAGGAAGAGAAGCAGCAAUUGCAGCAGGAGCUCGAAGACCUCAAGUAUUCGGGGGAGGCCAGGCUGGUGAGUGAACAGAAGCUGCAGGCGGAGUUGCAGGGCAACCUCAAGGCAGAGGAGCAGCGGAGGGCUAAGGCCCAGGGCCAGCUGGAGCAGGCCGCGUGGGCGAUGCAAAUGCUGAAGGAGGGCCUGGAGCACCUGGUGGGCAAGCUGGAGCACAUCAGAGUGGGUAGCCAGCUCCCUGAGGAAGCCCCACUGAGAACCACGCAGGACUUGAGAGGCAACGCGGCCCCUCAGGAGGCCGGUCGCCCCACUAGGAAAGAGCUGGAUCCCAAGGCAGGUGACUAUCUGCCAAAUCUGCUGGGCCUGUUGGAGGAAAAGCUGCUGAAGCUGCAGGCGCAACUCGAGGGCCUCGAUGUGCCAGAGAUGCUGCGCCACAUCGCGGAUCGAGAGUUCUACUCCAGCCUAGAGGGAAAACUGCCCACGUACAACACCCGCAUCACCCUGCCCCUUGCCAGUCCCAAGGACAAGUUCUUCGAUGAAGAGGAGACCGAGGACGAAGACAACUUGGUGACUCGGGAGGAGCUCAAGAUCCGUUCCCAGAAAUUAGUCGAAUCUCGCAGCAAGAGGCGCAGUCGCACUCGGAGGCUCUAGACUCUCCCUUAUGCCCUCCUGGUCUGGGCACCAGUGGAGCUCCCAACCCCUCUGGGCACAGCCAUUUGCCCUCAGGGCCCCUUCGAGGGCUGAG